GCAAUGUGAAAUGAGGUGGCGGGUUGUGAGCCACCAGAAUGAGCUAAGAUUUGGAUUUGGGGUAUCUAAGUUGGGGAGUGGGGGAGAAAGAGGAAGAGGAACUCAAGGCAAGAAAGGCAUCUCAAUGGCGUCCAUUGCUGGUGGCGCAGCUCUUGCAAGACCAGAGUUUCUGGGCAUCUCCUUAUCACUCAAAUCAACAACAUCUUCUCCACUGCGAGUCGUUUCUCUGUUUGGCCUGGGAAAGAAGAAGGCGGCACCUCCUCCUCCUCCUCCCAAAUUCAAGUCUGCACCCGCUCCUGCCAACGAUGAGCUCUCCAAGUGGUACGGACCCGACAGGAGGAUCUUUCUGCCCGAAGGUCUGCUUGACAGAGCUGAUAUUCCCCCAUAUCUCAACGGAGAAGUUCCUGGAGACUAUGGAUACGAUCCCUUCGGAUUGAGCAAGAAACCAGAGGACUUUGACAAGUACCAAGCAUAUGAGCUGAUUCAUGCUAGAUGGGCAAUGCUUGGAGCUGCAGGGUUCAUCAUCCCUGAGGCGUUUAACAAGUUCGGUGCUUAUUGUGGCCCUGAAGCUGUGUGGUUCAAGACCGGGGCUCUUCUUCUUGAUGGAGGCACACUAAGCUAUUUUGGUGCCAGCAUUCCCAUCAAUUUAGUGGUUGCUGUGAUUGCAGAAGUGAUUCUUGUUGGUGGAGCUGAAUACUACCGGGCUACAAAUGGGCUGGGGCUGGAGGACAAGCUUCACCCGGGGGGACCAUUUGAUCCACUGGGAUUGGCCAAGGAUCCAGAUCAGUUUGCAUUGUUGAAGGUGAAAGAGAUAAAGAACGGAAGGCUGGCUAUGUUCUCGAUGCUUGGAUUCUUCUUGCAAGCAUACGUUACAGGGAAGGGCCCCGUGGAAAAUCUGGCUGCCCAUUUGAGUGAUCCUUUUGGAAACAACCUCCUCACCGUCAUCGGAGGAGAGCGCGCCCCUUCUUUGUAGAAACCAAUGGAGUUGUACCAUUUGCUCCAUCAUGCUUUCUUUUCAUUUCUCCCUCUACAUAACGCUCUUAUUAUAUGUGGUAAUGAAAGAGGAUUACAGUGUGCUUUCUGGAAUUGGAAUUGCAAGAACAAAGAAUAUUAAUUACCUAGCAAAUAUAUUUUCUUCUA
Molecule: messenger RNA, 1140 nt
Organism: Cryptomeria japonica (Japanese cedar)
Lineage: Eukaryota; Viridiplantae; Streptophyta; Pinopsida; Cupressales; Cupressaceae
Product: chlorophyll a-b binding protein CP26, chloroplastic
Exons: 6
Coding region: 11-973 (320 amino acids)
Biological process (GO): photosynthesis, light harvesting in photosystem I; response to light stimulus
Cellular component (GO): chloroplast thylakoid membrane; plastoglobule
Source: RefSeq, a predicted model, not a curated record